Branchiostoma floridae (Florida lancelet) is the source of this 546-nucleotide messenger RNA. RefSeq names its product zinc finger protein 248-like. Gene Ontology annotation, biological process: regulation of transcription by RNA polymerase II. Gene Ontology annotation, molecular function: RNA polymerase II transcription regulatory region sequence-specific DNA binding; DNA-binding transcription factor activity, RNA polymerase II-specific. Lineage: Eukaryota; Metazoa; Chordata; Leptocardii; Amphioxiformes; Branchiostomatidae. Gene Ontology annotation, cellular component: nucleus. The coding region runs from base 1 to 546 and encodes 181 amino acids. The record is from RefSeq and is a predicted model, not a curated record. The transcript has 5 exons.
AUGGCAGAGAAGAAGGAUCCUGACGAAGCUCUACUUCAAAACAAGACAACAGACACGGGCGGACAGCGGGACAGGGGAGGGCGAGACUCGGCUGAGGAGACGUUUUAUUGGGAGGUGAAGAAAACUGGCUCGUCAUCGCGGCUAGAACAGGGGGAGAUCCUGAAGCCUGACAUCAGUGCUGAGAAAUCCUACAUUUGUAAAAAACCCUACAAGUGUGACCAGUGCGACUAUUCUACUGCAUGGAAGUACAAUUUGGACCAACAUGUAAGAAACCACACUGGUAAGAAACCCUACAUGUGGAAAUCUGCUUUGAACCAACAUUUAGCAAAGCACACCGGUGAGAAACCCUACUUGUGUGAAGAGUGGGAAAAACCCUUCACGUGUGACCGGUGCGACUAUUCUGCUGCACAGAAAUGUACUUUGGACCAACACCUAAUGACACACACAGGUGAGAAACCCUACAUGUGUGGGGAGUGUGGUCAUAGGACAGCCGAAAAGUCUGACUUAGCCCGACAUAUGAGGACGCAUACAGGUGAAAAAACCUAA